GGCAGUGAGCACAUCAAAAGCUCGGGGUGGAUGGUGGCGGUGAGAGGGAUGGUUUAAGGAACUAAUUUUUAAAAAUGAUCUUCUGUUGCAUAACUAAUUAAUCGGUCCGCGAGGCAAGGGGCUGGAAGACGUGUUAGGCAGCAGAGCCCGGGAGGGGGGAGGUAGGGGAGGAGUGCAGGGGCGGGAUCCAGCGUCGCCGCUUGAAUAGUCGCUGAGGUAGGGGAGCCAUCCUCCAGACCGGAGGAGCAGCGCCAUGUCCUCCGGGCUCCCGGCCCUCCUGCUGCACAUCUGGCUCUCCUGGACUCUCGGGAUCCAAGGCUUAGAGCCCCACAGCGUGAACGAUCCCGGGAACAUGUCCUUUGUGAAGGAGACGGUGGACAAGCUGUUGAAAGGCUACGACAUUCGCCUAAGACCCGACUUCGGAGGUCCUCCGGUCUGCGUGGGAAUGAACAUCGACAUCGCCAGCAUCGACAUGGUUUCUGAAGUCAACAUGGACUACACCUUAACCAUGUAUUUCCAACAAUAUUGGAGAGACAAGAGGCUUGCCUAUUCGGGGAUCCCUCUCAACCUCACAUUGGACAAUCGAGUGGCUGACCAGCUCUGGGUGCCUGACACAUACUUUUUAAAUGACAAAAAGUCAUUUGUGCAUGGGGUGACGGUGAAGAACCGCAUGAUCCGCCUACACCCCGACGGGACAGUGCUCUACGGGCUCAGAAUCACGACUACAGCAGCAUGCAUGAUGGACCUAAGGAGGUACCCGCUGGACGAGCAGAAUUGCACUCUGGAGAUCGAAAGUUAUGGCUACACCACGGAUGACAUUGAGUUUUACUGGAGAGGUGGGGACAAGGCUGUCACCGGAGUGGAAAGGAUCGAGCUCCCGCAAUUCUCCAUCGUGGAACACCGCCUCGUCUCAAGAAAUGUUGUCUUUGCCACAGGUGCCUAUCCUCGACUUUCACUGAGCUUUCGGUUAAAGAGAAACAUUGGAUACUUCAUCCUUCAGACUUACAUGCCCUCUAUACUGAUCACGAUUCUAUCCUGGGUGUCCUUCUGGAUCAAUUAUGAUGCAUCUGCUGCUAGAGUUGCCCUCGGGAUCACAACUGUGCUGACAAUGACGACCAUCAACACGCACCUUCGGGAGACGUUGCCCAAAAUCCCCUACGUCAAAGCCAUUGACAUGUACCUCAUGGGCUGCUUCGUCUUUGUGUUCCUGGCCCUUCUGGAGUAUGCCUUUGUCAACUACAUUUUUUUUGGAAGAGGCCCUCAGAGGCAGAAGAAGCUUGCAGAAAAGACAGCCAAGGCAAAGAAUGACCGUUCAAAGAGUGAGGGCAACCGGGUGGAUGCUCAUGGAAAUAUUCUGUUAACAUCGUUGGAGGUUCACAAUGAAAUGAACGAGGUCACAGGUGGUGUUGGUGAUACUAGAAAUUCAGCAAUAUCCUUUGACAACUCAGGAAUCCAGUACAGGAAACAAAGCGUGCCUCGCGAAGGCCAUGGGCGACACAUGGGGGACAGAAGCAUCCCGCACAAGAAGACCCAUCUACGGAGGAGGUCUUCACAGCUCAAAAUAAAAAUCCCUGAUCUAACCGAUGUGAAUGCCAUAGACAGAUGGUCCAGGAUCGUGUUUCCAUUCACUUUUUCUCUUUUCAACUUAGUUUACUGGCUGUACUAUGUUAACUGAGUGACUGUACUUGAUUUUUCAGAGACUUAAUUUAACACUGAGUGAAAUAUUACUCUGCCUGUCAAGUUUUUAUACCUGUACACACACACACACUCACACACGCAGACACACACAUAUAUACAUACGCAAUUGUAUAUAUAUGUGAACUUUCUCAGCAUAUAUAUAUAUAAAAUACACGUGUAUAUGAGGAUGUAUAUGUAUAUGUUUAUACACACAGGUGUAAAUGCCCAUGUGUAUGUAAAACAAAUACACAUACAUAUAUACAUUUUGCAGCUAUGGACAAUUUAACACAGAAUGCAUAUUAAAGAAAGUCAUAGUUUUUUUUUUCUUUUUUAAUUGGAAGGGACAAGUAUCAUCUAAAUAUUAUGCCUUGAGAAUGAGGGUGUAAAACACAAUAUCAUCCCAAAAUGUGUCUUUUCUUAUGAUAAAUUAGAUGUUUUAGUUUAAAAUUCAGAAAGAAAUCAUUAGUUACUCUUCAAAAACUCAUACAGUGGUAUUGCUAGUUUAAAAUGAUUCACACACUUCAUAUCCUCUCUUUCAGUUUAAUAAGCGGAGACUUUUUGGCUUUUUUGGUGAAGGGGUAUUUUUCAUCAGGCAUACUUUUCCUGUGACCGCUCAUUGGAUGAGGUGAGUUGCUGGCAAAGAGCUCACCUGUUAUCUGAAGCAUAGGUAGAUCCCAUGUUGAUGUCUAAACAUUCAUCUUUGAGAACCCAUCGGGAGUGAACUGCAUCUCAUUGUAAGUACGCUAAUGCGCAGUGUAUUUGUUUGUUUGCUUACUUGGAGUAGAUUCAGUUUACCUGUCAUGUGGGAAAAUAGUAGCACAUUUUCGCAAUGUUUAGUUGAUGUUUCAGUCACAGGAAGCGUGCUCUCCGUCUCGUAUGGGUGUUUAGGCCUGAUAUCUAAUGGAAAGCAUAGGCAUCUCAGGUUAUUUGUUACUCCAAGGUAAAACCAUCUAGGAUGACUUCCCCCUUGCAUAUACAUUAUCAAGCAUUCUUACAUCACCAUAUGUUACUAUAAAAUAUAUUUGCAUAAUAUGCAUAUAUAUGUAUAUUUACCAAGAUUAUUUCUUAUGCUUGCUCUCAUGGCAGCAUGCAAUGUCAUAUUUUUCUUUAUGCAACAGAAUUAUUUUCUGUUACCUAGAGUUAAGAUUGAAGCUAAGACACUUCUACUAUUCAAUUUUCAAAACCAAGAGACAUCCUCAUGCCUUUAUUUCUGUAUCUGAAACAUGCCAUAAGCACAUCCAACUCUGCCUAGACUCACUAGGACGCUGCAGGAACAUGACCAAUACACACCAUGCAUCACCCCGUGACCCACUGACCGUGCUCUUGAGGCAAAGGAGAGCCACUGACAAUAGACACGGUCAUGUCUGGUUCCUUCUGAUCCACAGCCUCAUCAGUAUUUGGACUUUUUAAAGCUCGUAGAAACAAGACAAGGUGCACUGGUUUCAUAGACGCAACCUUAACUUAAUAUUUAGAUGAGAUCUUUCUAAAGAAAAAAAAGAGAUGAUAUAUUUUUUGUAAACAAUAUUUCUAUCACAGGCAUCCAUAAACUGAAAUGACUACAGUUGUGCAAACAAGUGUCACAGUGAAGUAAGCAUUUGGAGGGAAAAAAGUAAAAUACGCAGGAAAGAACUGCUAAAUUAAUAUUUUAUCUCAAAAUACCACAUAUGCCUCCCCCUCUCUGUUCUGUCCAAAGCCAAUGACAGAGUCUAGUGCGACACUUUCAGGGAGGGUGCCGUCUGCCCCACGUGGCAGACACAGCCCUCCCAGAGGAUGCUGUGGGUGUGGACGAUCACCAUGAGCUGACUACCAUUCAGUGUUUCUUUGGUGAUCAUAAUAGCCAUUUAUUUGUGGGAGUUAUAACAAUUCAAGACCCAUCAUCAGGCUAAACAUAAUCCACAAAAUACCCUUUUCCUGCCUUCAUUCCCGUCUUUCUUCAAAGUCUUCUAAGCGCUGCUCUCCGGUUUCAUUUUUUGCUGGAGACUAGCCAGUGAUUUGCUUGUCUUUGGCUUUUCUCUGACAUUUUUUUUUGUGAGUAACAGUGGGGGAUCCUAAAAGUUAAACUGAUUGAUUGGGAGAAACCUUGUAAGUGGCCUUAUCAUUGUUAACAUGUCAAAGAAAAACAGACAUUUGUGAAGACCUUAUCCCUUUCAAUACUUCAGGUAUCUUUUUCUGUAUCCAGUGAUUCAAGGUGUGAGCUCCACUUGCAGAAGAGGGACCCAAAAAUGCAAAUGGACAAGAGCAGUGAAUGGACAGUCUAAGUGUGAAGUUUAUACUAUUCAGAACUGUGACAUUAAUUCUUUCUGGGAGACAAGUGACUCAAAAACUGUUUUGAUGCAUAGUUGAGGUACCCAAAUAUCAAAGGCAGAGACCCCAUGGGACUCAGAAGAACUGCAGUUCUACUUUCCAAGGUUUUCUGGAUAUAAAUUUGCAUGGUAUAGUCAUAAUAGCUUUUGAGCUUUUUAUAUGCAUUUGGCACCAAGACUGGGAUACACAACUUUGUAGACACUGCAAUGAAGUUAACAUAAUAGCUAUUCUAUAAAUAGUGUUUGUAACUACACACACACAUACACGCACAUGCACACACACAAAUACAUACAUAUAUUCUGUAAAAAAAAAAAAAAUCUUUUUAAGAUCCUUGGGUGUGUGUUUGCUUUACUCCGUUUGAGAAGAAAACUACUCUUCUUCUAAUAAAAUUAUUUUCUAGCUUCUCCAUUUUUAAAAGUUGUGAACAGUAUUGAGAAGCAGAACUUCUGACUCUGCUACCAGAGGAGAAUUGAGCUUGGUUCCCUGUUUUGUUAAAAAAAUGACCUCUCAUUACUCCACAGUAGUUACUUGAGCCAAGGAGUGAGCCGUACUGACGAGUCCUGAAACCGACCUCAGACGUUAAGAUGGGGUGGCUGUUACCCACAUCCAGAACUCUUAAUAAGGAGAGAAAGAUUUAAUUUGGGAUAUUAUGGGAUUUUGUUCUCAACAUCUGGAAGUAAUAAAAAGUUAAUUUUCUAAGUAGUUCUGUCUUUCCAAAAUGCUUCACAAGGGUUCAUAUGUACAGAAGAAUCUUGUUAGGACACAGAAUGUUAUUACCCAUCUUCAGAUAGACGAGGUAAUUCAAGAGCUCAGCUACAUAAAUCACACAGAGAAAGACUUAUAAGACUCUAGUAAUCUUUAAAAUAAGUGUUAUUCCUGUUCACAAACCCCAGGACUAUAGAGGGGUUCCACUGUCUGUACCAUGAGGCAUUCACUUCCCUGAAUCCAAAAUCCAAAAGAAGUAUGUCAUGAUGAUAUCCCUUAGGUUUGAAAAUUACAGGCACUUCUGCAAUAUCAUGUUUUAAUGCCAGCAUCCAGGACUUUUCAUGUGUUCAGUCAUUCACAUCAAAGGCCUUUCUCUCCAGUUCAACCAUGAAUCAAUGUUUUCACCAAGGAGAUAGCCUCAGAGAUGAUGCCAAAAAGCCUGGGACUAGUUUUAAGGGGACAGGCACAUUGCAGCUGUAGAUGUCCCUUUUCCGCAUCUAGUAGAUAAACUCGUUGGUGUUUGUCCCACAGUAGUGUGGUUUAAAAAGAAAAUGUGUCCCACUUUGAAUCUCCUGGCUUAAAAAUAUAAACCGUUUCAUAGUUCUUAUUUUUGCUCUCCACCUGAAAACCAGCUCAUAUUUCUGGCCAUUUUGUGUAAGCAAAACUGAACAAUUGGUAAAAUAUUUUGUUGCUCUUGGAAUCGAUUCUGGCUCUUAGUGUGAGCCAUCAGUCUGAGUAAAACUGGAUGUUGGGGAAAAGAGCUGCCCAGGUGAAUUAAAUUUUCCCAGAACACUAGCUAGCGUGCCUUGGAUUGAUUACCUCUUCUACUGCGUUGAAAGGUGCCAUGUUUUCUGGAAAUACUCAAUUCCCAACACCUGGGUAAACAGUGACCUCCCAGAGAGUGGCUCACAAUACCAUGCCUCUCCACAGGGCCAGCCCAUUGAUGUGUCUGGUUAUUCGCAGCUCGUAUUUUUAUUUCACAAGUCAGUGAGUGUAUACAAGGUAAGUACAGGAUUAUUCUAGUAGGAAUAGACGAUUGCUGUCAUGAUCAAUCCCUAUGUUGAUUUCAUUUCAUUGUAAAGAUAAAACCCAGUUUUGCUUAAGCACAUUGAUGUAAUUUUUUGGUAUUAUUUGACAUGAAAAAAAACAGCAAAAUUGAGUGAUAGAUACAAUAUGAAACUUGUUGAUGGAUGAAUUCAAAUUUAUUAAAAAAGGACUAACUGACUUAAACGUGAA
Loxodonta africana (African savanna elephant) is the source of this 5922-nucleotide messenger RNA. It is a transcript of the gene GABRB3, whose product is annotated as gamma-aminobutyric acid type A receptor subunit beta3. The transcript is spliced from 9 exons. The coding region runs from base 254 to 1675 and encodes 473 amino acids. Gene Ontology annotation, biological process: nervous system process; regulation of membrane potential; signal transduction. Gene Ontology annotation, molecular function: neurotransmitter receptor activity; extracellular ligand-gated monoatomic ion channel activity; chloride channel activity. Gene Ontology annotation, cellular component: neuron projection; synapse; GABA-A receptor complex. NCBI's taxonomy places the organism in Eukaryota, Metazoa, Chordata, Mammalia, Proboscidea, Elephantidae. The record is from RefSeq and is a predicted model, not a curated record.